Molecule: messenger RNA, 7608 nt
Organism: Paramuricea clavata
Lineage: Eukaryota; Metazoa; Cnidaria; Anthozoa; Malacalcyonacea; Plexauridae
Source: the annotation of a GenBank genome assembly
CUAUUUCUUUAUCCUUCAACAGAUAAAUUGUUGAAAAAAUCUUUUCAUAUCGACCACUGAUUUCCAUGGCAAGCACCUAAAAGUCAUUCUUUCCACGAUUAAUCAGGUAACACAUUUUCUUGACUAUAGUUUAUUGUCUAUACAUAAUAUAUUACUACAGUGACUAUACUGUUUGACUGCGCUCAGUAAACCCCAAACAUUUUACCUGCCUACCUACUUAAUGGGUAACUAAAUCAUUUAGGAUGAUCAAAAUUUUCUCAUUUUGUUAGCAAACGUAAUGUACUGGAAAGAAUUGCGUUUUAUUGCUAGUAAAUCCAUAAUUAUUAUAUUCGGUUUUUGUUUGAAAAUGCCACAUACACUAACGACUAUGACAUGUGCUACAUCCAUCUCUAUCAUUCUGUAUCCUGCAACUCUUUUGUAAUCUUUCAGACGUUCAACAAUGGCGUGCAGAAUGGACAACGAGCAAGGUCAUGAUGUGAAUCGUUUCGAAGGCGAAGUGAGAGAAGAUCUGCUCUGUUCUGAAGUUAUGGACGACGACGAGCAAGGUUAUGAUGUCAAUCGUUUCGUAGGCGAAGUGAGAGAAGAUCUGCUCUGUUCUGUUUGCCAAGAUGUGCCAAAGGACCCAAGAGUUUGCCAGAAUGAAGACCAUAUAUUUUGUUUGGCUCAUAUAUCGCGACAUCUCCAUCAAAAUUCUCACACAUGCCCAGUUUGCAGAGACCCCCUGACUCCAGAAACCCUGAAACGUCCUACAAGAUUUUUGAAGAAUUAUUUAGAAGAUCUGAAAAUCAAGUGCGACCACCAUGAUCGUGGCUGUCCUGACGUUGUCCGGCUUGAAGAUCUUCAAAGACAUGUCGACCAAUGUGGAUUCGCGCCCGUCAUGUGUGGAAAUGAAGGAUGUGGGACCGAGGUCAAUAGACGGGAUCAAGAAAACCAUGAGAGAAAUCUUUGCCAAUUUAGAAUCGCCAAAUGUCACGACUGCAAAGAUAUUAAAGCAAGUCAGAAUGGAAUGAAAGCAAGUCAAGAUGAAAUGAAAGCAAGUCAAGAUGAAAUGAAAGUUCAGAACACACGAAUGGAGGAUGAAAUUAAGGUAAGACCUAAUUUUCUUCGUCUCUUUCAUUAAGUUUGUAUGGCAAUCAUUAUAAUUGUUUUGUAGUAAAACACAGGGUUCGUACAAGUCAAGAAGAGUAAAAUUCAAGGUCUUUUCAAGGACUUUCAAAGCCAUGUAUUCGCAAAUUCGAGGACAAAAGGAAUGAAGUUAGAAAUCACUAAAAGUAACGUUAACUUGGUGUUCAAAUGACAACUUUAAUGAAUUGCAAACAGUUUUGUUGGACAUAAACAAAAUCAAUUCAGCAACAUCUUCGUUUUUAAUGUGAAACAAUUUUAGAAAAUAUCCAGAAACUAAAGCAUGAAGAAUUUAACGACUUUCAAGCACUUUUUUAUAAAUUCAAGGACUUUCAAGUUUUGUGCGAAUCCUGGUAGAUAUCGUCUCGAAGACAGUUCCGGAUUGAGUGAAAAAACCUGAAAAUUAUAAACAGAUUUUUGAUGCAGUUGUAUCACUCUCAAUGAACAGCUUUCUUUGUAGAUAUCCACGUACUUUUACAAAGAAAUUUUGCGAGAUUUCUAAUUAUAUAGUCAAUAUAUAUUAACCAUAGUUUGUCAGAAUGAAUGCUGUAUGAUCUCUGAGAAACAUUUUAACAUUAAUACUUUAAUUCAGGAAUUCCAAAGUGAAGUGAAAAUUGAGAUGGAAGAAAUAGAAAGGAAACAAGAUGAAAUGAAGGUAAGUGUUUAGUCAUUCUUUGCAAUCAAUUCAUUGGCAAUCAAUAUCAUUGACACCCUUGAGUUCAAUGAAAAGCUAGCCCCAUAUAGGUUUAGAGAGCUGAAGGAUAUAUACUUUAAUUUAGGAAAAUGUUGGGGAGAUCAAGAAAUCUCAAGAUGUUAUAAAUGUUAAAGUAAAUCAAAUGAAGGUAAGACAACAUUAUUUAGAGAUUCUUUUGGGCUUAUAUAUGGAGGAAUCACUCACUGCGUGAACUAUCUUUUAUCAAAAGGUAUGCAUACCUUUUGUGUCAUCUCCGAGAUAUCUGAUAAUUAAGACAACAUUGUGUAGAUACAAUUUUAGGCUUAUAUGGAACAAACAAUAUAGUCUGUUACAUUUAUCUACUUAGCAAAGCUACGAGUGGACCACGUAUGACCACAAGUCACAAAGAGACGUUUCGUGUAAAUCAAUAUGAAUUACGAAAAUGAUGAAUCUUCAGUUAUAAUCCAAAUCUCAGUAAACAUGCAUGGCUUUCCAUUUCAUGCCAAGAAUUAUAUUCUUUAUAGCACUUUUUCGCCUUUCACGACAAUUCUGCUAUUCUGAACCGGGUUUGUUCAUUCACUCGUGCAGGUCAUUCGCUCGUACAGGUGAUUCGCUCGUGCAGGUGAUUCGCUCGUGCAGGUCAUUCGCUCUCGUGCAAAUCAUUCACUCGUGCAGGUCAUUCACUCUCGUGCAGGUCAUUCACUCUCGUGCAGGUCAUUCACUCUCGUGCAGGUCAUUCACUCUCGUGCAGGUCAUUCACUCUCGUGCAGGUCAUUCACUCGUGCAGAUCAUUCACUCUCGUGCAGGUCAUUCACUCUCGUGCAGGUCAUUCACUCGUGCAGAUCAUUCACUCUCGUACAAGUCAUUCACUCGUGCAGGUCAUUCACUCUCGUGCAGGUCAUUCACUCUCGUGCAGGUCAUUCACUCUCGUGCAAGUCAUUCACUCUCGUGCAGAUCAUUCACUCUCGUGCAGGUCAUUCACUCGUGCAGAUCAUUCACUCGUGCAGAUCAUUCACUCUCGUGCAGGUCAUUCACUCUCGUGCAGAUCAUUCACUCUCGUGCAGAUCAUUCACUCUCGUGCAGGUCAUUCACUCUCGUGCAGGUCAUUCACUCUCGUGCAGGUCAUUCACUCGUGCAGGUCAUUCACUCGUGCAGGUCAUUCACUCUCGUGCAGGUCAUUCACUCUCGUGCAGGUCAUUCACUCUCGUGCAGGUCAUUCACUCGUGCAGGUCAUUCACUCUCGUGCAGAUCAUUCACUCUCGUGCAGAUCAUUCACUCUCGUGCAGGUCAUUCACUCUCGUGCAGGUCAUUCACUCUCGUGCAGGUCAUUCACUCGUGCAGAUCAUUCACUCUCGUGCAGAUCAUUCACUCGUGCAGGUCAUUCACUCUCGUGCUGGUCAUUCACUCUCGUGCAGGUCAUUCACUCGUGCAGGUCAUUCACUCGUGCAGGUCAUUCACUCUCGUGCAGGUCAUUCACUCGUGCAGGUCAUUCACUCGUGCAGGUCAUUCACUCUCGUGCAGGUCAUUCACUCUCGUGCAGAUCAUUCACUCGUGCAGAUCAUUCACUCGUGCAGAUCAUUCACUCUCGUGCAGGUCAUUCACUCUCGUACAGGUCAUUCACUCGUGCAGGUCAUUCACUCUCGCGUGCAGAUCAUUCACUCUCGUGCGAUCAUUCCUCUCGUGCGGAACAUUCACUCGUGCAGGUCAUUCACUCUCGUGCAGGUCAUUCACUCGUGCAGAUCAUUCACUCUCGUGCAGAUCAUUCACUCGUGCAGGUCAUUCACUCUCGUGCUGGUCAUUCACUCUCGUGCAGGUCAUUCACUCGUGCAGGUCAUUCACUCGUGCAGGUCAUUCACUCUCGUGCAGGUCAUUCACUCGUGCAGGUCAUUCACUCGUGCAGGUCAUUCACUCUCGUGCAGGUCAUUCACUCUCGUGCAGAUCAUUCACUCGUGCAGAUCAUUCACUCGUGCAGAUCAUUCACUCUCGUGCAGGUCAUUCACUCUCGUGCAGGUCAUUCACUCUCGUGCAGGUCAUUCACUCUCGUGCAGAUCAUUCACUCUCGUGCAGAUCAUUCACUCUCCUGCAGGUCAUUCACUCUCCUGCAGAUCAUUCACUCUCGUGCAGGUCAUUCACUCGUGCAGGUCAUUCGCUCGUGUAGAUCAUUCACUCUCGUGUAGAUCAUUCGUGUAGAUCAUUCACUCUCGUGCAGGUCAUUCGCUCGUGUAGAUCAUUCACUCUCGUGCAGGUCAUUCACUCGUGCGGUCGUGGUCACCCAUGAUCAUGUCAGAUAUCUUAACACUUCUACUUCAAUUUAGGAAAAUGUUGACGAAAUGAAGCAAUCUCAAAAUGUUAUAAAUGAUAAAGUAAAUGAAAUGAAGGUAAGACAAAAUUAUGUCGAGUUUCUUUAGGCUAAUGUAGCUACAUUUAUCUACUUGCCAAACCUUUCAUUCCCCAGCCUGUCUUCCAAGCCACUACAUGCACACAACGGUUGAGUCGACUGGAACACAAGCUAUCAUUCCCUAGCUAAGUCGACAUCUUCAUCAAUGCACAUUUUAUUGAUAAAAAAUUUCCUUCAUAUCCAGCAUUCUGAACAAUUAUGAGUUAUGUAUUUUGAGAUAUAUCUGACCAUUAACACCGCAACCUAGAUAUGCAAGUUUUCAAUUUUACUAUUCAGGACAAUGUUAACGAGAUGAAGCAAACUCAAGUGGAAAUAAAAGCAGAUCAAAUGGCGUUUCAAGCAGAGGUAAGGAACCAAUUUGAAAAAAUGACAGAAAUGUUCGGUAAGCUGUUGCAAGGAAGAAAUGCAAACAACAAUGGUGCUCAAGCUUUAGAUCCACCAGUUCCAGUCAACAACCAAGACAUCAUUGUUCUUGGCGGUUAUUAUGCCCCAGGAAAAGGAAGUGUAUGGCCAUCGAAUACAGUUGAGAAAUUCAACAUAGCAGAAGGGAAGUGGACUCUUCUGCCAAAACUGAAUCACCCUCGAGCAGAAUCAGCAUCAUGUGUUUGCAACGGUGACGUCAUCAUCACUGGCGGCUUCGAUGGUCAAGGUCGUACAGACAGCAUUGAGAUUUUAAAGAUGAACCAGGACCCUUUGCGAUGGAUGAUGUUUGAUGGUAAAUUGCCGGUCAAAUUAUUUAGUCAUGACGUUAUAGUUUAUCAAGGUAAACUUUACGUCGUGGGGGGAUAUAGCGCGAGUGAAAAGAAAACAACCGAUAACAUUUACGAACUGUCUAUUAUCCCCCCUUAUACUGCCAAUCUGUUGGCUAAAAUGCCUCAGCCAACAAGAUACCACAAAGCAGAAAUUGUAAAUGGCAAAUUAUUUAUCUUGGGAGGAACGACAACAAACCUUAGUGAAAACGCCUUUGAUAACGUUGUCGUGUAUGAUUUCACCAGGAAUGAGGUCAAACCAUAUCCAUCGUUACCCAAGCCGCUCUGUGAUAUGUCCUCGGUUACUUGGGGUAACAUGAUUAUACUUAUUGGCGGUAAGGAUAAGAAUGACCAGGAUUUAAAUGAAGUCACCAUGUACGACACUGAAUCAGGACACAGUCAAAGGUUGCCUCCACUGAUACACAAGAGGAGUGGUCCCUCAGCAGUAAUUAUGCAUGACGUCAUUGUUGUAUUGGGAGGAUGGAACAAGGAGGAGGGAUUUCUCAACUCAGUAGAAAGUUUCACAAUGGGAGAUGUUCAUUGGAGAGAACUGCCAGGGAUGAUGGAAAAAAGAUACUUUGCAACUGCUGUAGUAAAACCUCGCAACUGAAAAGUACUCCAUAUAAACGUCUUAUUCGCCUUUGCAUGAAUAUAAUAAAUGAUCCAAUAAACGCCCCUCUCUAAUGAACGUCUUCUAUCAAACAGACACCCCGGUCAACCCAGAAUUUGUAAAAAAAGGGGCCUGUCUUUUUGAAAAAGCUUCGUAUGUGAUAAACGCCCCUCUCCCUACUAGAAAGUUUCCAAGAUUCAAACCAUUUAAUUAAACAAUUAUUAGAUCGAACGUUUAUUAAAUUAUUAAUGUUGGGCAUAUAGGUGUAAUGGAAUGUCAGAGCUAUGAAAGUUGAAGAUUUUGACUUUUGUUCACUCUGCAAACUCUUGGAAAGUGUUAUUUAAGAAACCUAGAUAUGCCGUAUGUAAGAAUAAACGCCCCUCUCUAAUAGACGCCUUUAUCUAAUAAACGCCCCUACAAGGUACGAAAAUUUAAUUAACGCCCAGGGCGUUUAUUGGAUCAUUUACGGUACUUUGUGCCAUGAGAGUUGAUCAUCAGAUUUAUAAUUUCAUGUCGUGUAGAUACUAAAUAUGCACACAAAAGAAAAUAAUAACAUUGACUGAAACCUGAUCAUAAAACACCGGCCCUGAGUUCUAACCCUUCAAUGAUGGUUACGAUUCAGGGUUGUUUAAUGCUCAUGCUUCAGUCAAUGUUAUUUAUUUCCCUUUCAUUUGCAUAUUUAGUAUCUACACGACAUGAAAUUAUAACCAUCAUCAUCAUAAUCAUCAUAAUCAUAAUCAUCAUAAUCAUCAUAAUCAUCAUCAUCAUCAUAAUUAUAAUUAAUAAUAAUUAAUAAUAAUAAUAAUCAUAAUUAUAAUCAUAAUCAUCAUAAUCAUCAUCAUCAUCAUUAUAACCUGCACUUGGGUUAACUCGCUGAUCUCAUACCUACACUGGAUAGUGCAUCUGCUAUGCAGAAAUGAAGGCAAUGUCGGCCAUAUUGAUGUGAGCAGCACAAAUCUACUGUGGUGUUGAUGACAUAGUGUAAGAGGUUCUUACAGUUUCUAGUUAUCGCUGAGAAAGGAUAAACAUUGUCUGAAUAGAAAUUUAUCAACAGUCGUCUCUCUUUCCCCUUAAAUUUGCUCGUGAAUAACUGAUGUCACACCAAGAUGGCUGCCACAAGUCUCAUUAUCUAGUGUUUAAAACGUUCUAAAACUCAUUAGAAGAUUUAUGGCAAGCUAUACUUUUUAAGUUACAUAGGAAAAAGACAUUUGCUUCAUAAUCCAGGUGAUCUCGUGUUCGUAUUUUAGCCAAUCAGCGCUCAGAAAGGGUUGUCCGAAUAGAAAUCCAUUUUGAUGUAUUCAGUCAAUUAUAUCUUUCAUUAUUCUUUAUGAAACUAGUUGAAAUUUUGUAAUUAUGUUUGGUUAUGAGAACUAUAGCUCUGACCAAAAUUUGGAAUCGAAAUAAAGUAUAUUACAGGAGAUAUUCAGUUGUUUUAAUCAUAAAAUGGAUUUCUAUUUGACAACUAGUGCCAGUACUUUUCCGCGUAUCAAGAUCACCUGGAAUGUAUAGCUAAUUUAAACACGUCGCGAUUCGAUUUGCAGAGAUUUUGGCAGACUUUAAGAUCUCAUCUGAUUAUAAAUAUUCUGACUUCAAAAUUGGUUUAUUGAAUACAAAAGGAACUCUAUCCAGUGUUUUGAGAUCAGUGGGUUAACUUUACUGUGAAGCGUAUUGUGUUUCCACUUUAUAUAUAACUUGUAUAAUUUCUAUGCAAAUAUUGUAUGUAUAAUUACUUUUCCUAGAAUUAAACAAAGAUUUGCAUCAAUUUAAUCAUGUAAAAGUUUUAGAUAUAACCUAUAUAAUCUCUGUGUAAAUAUUGAACAUGUAGUUUCGUUGAAAAAAACCUUAGCAUGCUAAUAUACCUUUUGUUCAACAAAAACAUUUUAAUAUGAACAUUGACAUUAGAAAUAAGUGGAAUGAAUAAGUUUGAAAUAAGCAUAUGUACUCUAUAUAAAUGUAAAGUCAUAAUGAAAAUUAUUUGUUUUGUGAAUUUUGAUGGCGAUCAAUAUGAUCAUUUUGUAUUUGUGGUGUCACACCCCCUGAAUAUCAGAGCAUAUUA